Gadus macrocephalus (Pacific cod) is the source of this 730-nucleotide messenger RNA. RefSeq names its product retinal rod rhodopsin-sensitive cGMP 3',5'-cyclic phosphodiesterase subunit gamma-like. The transcript has 2 exons. Gene Ontology annotation, molecular function: cGMP binding; 3',5'-cyclic-nucleotide phosphodiesterase activity. Bases 236 to 496 code for a protein of 86 amino acids. Gene Ontology annotation, cellular component: photoreceptor outer segment membrane. Lineage: Eukaryota; Metazoa; Chordata; Actinopteri; Gadiformes; Gadidae. The record is from RefSeq and is a predicted model, not a curated record. Gene Ontology annotation, biological process: visual perception; positive regulation of epidermal growth factor receptor signaling pathway; positive regulation of G protein-coupled receptor signaling pathway.
CCUCAGGGCGGUGGCGGGAUUAAGAGACAGAGUGACAGAGAGGGCAAGUGAGCAAGAGUCACAGGACCAAACCCAUACAAACCAUUCCAGGAGGGUCACUUUAACAGAACAAUGCUCCUUAGUAGUAGAGUAGGUUGAACAGGGACGUAACGGGAGUGACUGGGCACCGGUAAUCAUGUGAUCAGACAGGCCAGGAGCACGUUUUGAUUGGUCGGUUUCUCUUGCAGUAGCAGAGAUGAACGCGGUACCCCCUGCAGGAAGUGCCCUGGCGGCCAACACCACAACGGGCCCCACCACCCCCAAGAAGGGACCCCCCAAGUUCAAACAGAGGCAGGCCAGGACCUUCAAGAGUAAGGCCCCCAAGCCUGGACAGAAAGGGUUCGGCGACGACAUCCCAGGCAUGGAGGGUCUCGGAACAGACAUCACGGUGGUCUGCCCCUGGGAGGCCUUCGGCGACAUGGAGCUCAGCGACUUGGCCAAAUACGGCAUCAUCUAACCCCGACGCUCAACCUCUCAACCCAGAUGCGCACAGCGUCUAACCCUGCCGAUACUCACCGUCCAACCCCGAUGGUCCGGGGUCCAACCCUGAUGUCCACCAUCACCCGACCCCGACGCUGCCCUCCUCGUCCUCUAGCCUCCACGUCCUACUCCUCUCCACUACUCUCUCUCCCCUCUCUCUCUCUCUCGUACUCACCCUCUAGUUUCUCUCCUCUGCCCUCCCUCACCCCCC